GCCGUUGGGCGGGUUGUCCGUCGAGGUCCAGCGCGGCAAUAAAAAGGUGGUUGCGACUGUUGAAAAGCCAAUAGACAACAAUUCAUCGCGCAGAUAACCUUUCCUGAAGCUUCAGCCAUGUUUUUCGACUACUCCUUGCUGAACAGAAGAAAUGGCAAGUUUUCCCUGAUAUGGCUUAUAGCCAAUGACAGACUGGAGUAUCGCCGCAGAACCGACAAGAACUUUCGGGAUGUGAUGUCUCUUGACGUACCCCAGGUCUGUGAGGACAUCCUGCGCUACAUCUGCGUACGGAUCCCGGCGUGCGGCGGUGACCAGGCGCGGCCCCGCCUCUCCCUCUACCUCUCCAGCAUGUUGAUGGCCGGCUCGGUCCGGGUGCACCGUCACCAGACGGGCGUCUUGCUCUUUGAUGUAGCGGCGGCAUUUGAAAAGCUGAUGAAGACACCAUACACAGGUUCACUGGAGAACGAGCCGGCCAGCUACCGGAAGGUGACGCUGGCGGUGGACCCGCUGGAGCUGGUGCCGCCCGGCGACCCGUUCCAGCUGGGCUCGCUGUACGACAUUGGCACCAUGCCGAACAUCCCGACCGCAGCCGCGGAGCAGGAGGACGAGCCGGCCAGCCACCACCGGCCCGAGCUGAACGGCAACGUAGCGGUGCCGAGCGAGAUCACGCUGCGGGAGGAGCAGCGGCCAGCCGGGCCGCCGCCCUUCCUCGAGGACUUUGGAGAUGUGCUGCCGCCGCACCAGCGCCCGCUGCAGCAGCCGUUCGCGGACCCGCUGCUGGAGCUGGAGCUGGAUACCGACGCUGUGCCACGGUACAGCUGA
Messenger RNA from Pollicipes pollicipes, 822 nucleotides. Its product is annotated as meiotic recombination protein REC8 homolog. Gene Ontology annotation, cellular component: meiotic cohesin complex. Gene Ontology annotation, molecular function: chromatin binding; protein binding. The record is from RefSeq and is a predicted model, not a curated record. The transcript is spliced from 8 exons. Bases 118 to 822 code for a protein of 234 amino acids. Lineage: Eukaryota; Metazoa; Arthropoda; Thecostraca; Pollicipedomorpha; Pollicipedidae. Gene Ontology annotation, biological process: meiotic sister chromatid cohesion; double-strand break repair.